CUGACAUAUUUUCUAGAUAUUUUCAAGGAUUUCAUGAAUCAUGAAUGUAGAAAUCACCACGUCUAUGUCACACCACUGUAGACAUGCAAAAUAAACAUAAUGGAAUUUUGGAAAAAUUCAGAAGAAUUUUUUUUAACUUUCUACAGUUUGAUCUUUUUCUCUAACUUUGUUAUCGUUUUCAUUUCUCUUUUGCUUUGAAGGUAAUAAUGGGAAGGAGAAUCAAGAUUCCUGUGAACUGUUCCAAAUGACCAAUGCUAAAGAUGGAAUGGAGACAUUUGGAAUUCGAAUGGAAUUAGAAAGCCAUGAGAGAAAUAAUAGGAAUAAUGAAAGAUUACCUUCUACUGAUGCUCCAAUGCAAGACUUUCUUACCCAAGAAGAGAAAAUAAGGAAAAAAAUUAUUGGGAAAAGUGUGAAGCUAAUCAAAGAUAAAUUACAUGUAAGCGAACACUAUUUAACCCAAAACAAAGGAGAAGAUGCUAUAAGACACAAUGGAAAAAAUUACAAUGGGACAUUCAUUCAUCCUCUUGGAAAUAACAUCCUUACAUCUCAAAAACUGAUUCACUCAAAAAAGGACCCUUAUAAAUGUUUAGAAUCUGGAAAACAUUUUAGAACAAGCAAGCAACUUACUUCAGAUGAAAGGAUUCAUACUGUGAAGGAGCUAUACAAAUGCAGAGAGUACGGUAACAGGUUCAGUAGUGGCGGUAAUCUUAUCAUCCAUAAAAUUAUCCACACAGGAGAAAAACCAUAUAAAUGUAUGGAGUGUGGGAAAACCUUUACUCGUAGCAAUGGACUUAGAAUCCACAAAAUGAUCCACACAGGAGAAAAACCAUAUAAAUGCAUGGAGUGUGGGAAAACCUUUACUCAUAGCAAUGGACUUAGGUACCACAAAAUGAUCCACACAGGGCAAAAGCCAUUUAAAUGCAUGGAGUGUGGAAAGACCUUUGCUCAGCGUGGUCAUCUUAUUUCCCAUAAAAUGAUCCACACAGGGGAGAAACCAUUUGAAUGCAUGCAAUGUGGUAAAACCUUUACUCGUAUCUAUGAACUUACUAUCCACAAAAAGAGACACAUGGGAGAGAAACCAUAUAAAUGCAUGCAGUGUGGGAAAACCUUUACUCGUAGCAAUGAACUUACUAUCCACAAAAAGAACCACACAGGGGAAAAGCCAUUUAAAUGCAUGGAGUGUGGAAAGACCUUUGCUUUGAGCAGUGUACUUAGAAGCCACAAAAGGAUCCACACUGGGGAGAAACCAUAUAAAUGCAUGGAGUGUGGAAAAACCUUUGCUCUGAGCAAUAGACUUGCUAUCCACAAAAAGAUUCACACAGGGGAAAAGCCAUUUAAAUGCAUGGAUUGUGGAAAGACCUUUGCUCAACAUUGUCAUCUUAUUUCCCAUAAGAUGAUACACACAGGGGAGAAGCCAUAUAAAUGUAUAGAGUGUGGAGAAACCUUUACUCAAAAAAGUAGUCUUAUUUCCCAUCAUGUGAUCCACACAGGGGAGAAGCCAUAUAAAUGUAUGGAGUGUGGAAAGACCUUUGCUCGAACAUGUAAUCUUAUUUCCCAUAAGAUGAUCCACACAAGGGAGAAGACAUUUAAAUGCACGGAGUGUGGAAAGACCUUUGCUCAAAGCCGUUAUCUUGCUUCCCAUAAAAAGAUCCACUCAGAAGAGAAACCAUUUAAAUGCAUGGAGUGUGGAAAGACAUUUACUAAGAGCAAUGCUCUAACUUCUCAUAACAGAAUCCACACAGGAGAGAAGCCAUACAAAUGCAUGGAAUGUGGAAAGACCUUUGCUCAGAAUGGUAAUCUUACUGCUCAUAAAAGGAUCCACGCUCGGGAGAAAGUAUCUAACAAUAGCAAUUCCACUUCAGACUUAUCAACCACGCCACAAAGCUUUAUAGCAGUAUUUGAACAUUUACAAAGUCAGCAUAUUGUCCCAAGAAAUCUGGGUCCUCAUUAUAGGCUGAAUCAAUCACGAGCUGUUGGUAAUAACGGGCAGGAGAAUCAAGAUUCCUGUGAAUUAUUCCAAAAGAACCCUAAUGAAUGUUUGGAAUCUGAAAAACAUUGUAGAACAAGCAGGCAACGUACUUCCCAUGAAGGGAUUCACACUGGGGAGAAACAAUGUUCAGAAGCACCUGUAGCCCAAGCAGCCCAGUGCCUCCAAGUAGCAAAAAAGAAACCAUUUAAAAGCAUGGAGUAUGGGAGAAUCUUUAUUCAUAGCAAUGGACUUACUAUCCACAAAAAGAGGCAUACGGGAGAGAAACCAUAUAAGUGCAUGGAGUGUGGAAAACCAUUUAUUAGAGAAAGUAGUCUUACUUCACAUCAUGUGAUCCACACAGGGGAAAAGCCAUAUAAAUGCAUGGAGUGUGGUAAAACCUUUAGUCGUAACUAUGAUCUUAAUAUCCACAAAAGUCUCCACACAGGAGAGAAACCAUAUAAAUGCUUGGAGUGUGGAAAGACCUUUGCUCAACGCAGUUAUCUUGCUUCCCAUAAAAAGAUCCACUCAGAAGAGAAACCAUAUAAAUGCAUGCAGUGUGGUAUAACCUUUAGUCGUAACUAUAAUCUUAAUAUCCACAAAAGUCUCCACACAGGAGAGAAACCAUAUAAAUGCUUGGAGUGUGGAAAGACCUUUGCUCAACGCAGUUAUCUUGCUUCCCAUAAAAAGAUCCACUCAGAAGAGAAACCAUUUAAAUGCAUGGAGUGUGGAAAGAGCUUUGCUCAGAAUAGUAAUCUUACUGCUCAUAACAGAGUCCACACAGGAGAGAAGCCAUAUAAAUGCAUGCAAUGUGGAAAGAGUUUUGCUCAGAAUGGUAAUCUUACUUCUCAUAAAAGGAUUCACACAGGAGAGAAACCUUAUAAAUGCAUAGAGUGUGGGAAAACCUUUAUUCAUAACAAUGGCCUUAAAAACCACAAAACAAUCCACACAGGAGAGAAACCAUAUAAAUGCAUGGAAUGUGGAAAGACCUUUGCUCUGAGCAAUAGACUUGCUGUGCAUAAAAAGAUCCACACAGGGGAAAAGCAAUUUAAAUGUAUGGAGUGUGGGAAAACCUUUACUCAAAGUGGUCAUCUUAUUUCCCAUAAGAUGAUCCACACAGGGGAGAAGCCAUUUAAAUGCAUAGAGUGUGGAAAGACCUUUGCUCACAGAGGUAAUCUUAUUUCCCAUCAAGUGAUUCACACAGGGGAGAAACCAUAUAAAUGCAUGAGUUGUGGCAAGACUUUUGCUCGUAGCGGUCAACUUAGAAACCACAAAAAGAUCCACACAGGGGAAAAGCCAUUUAAAUGCACGGAGUGUGGAAAGACCUUUACUCAAAGAGAUAAUCUUAUUUGCCAUAAGAUGAUCCACACAGGGGAGAAGCCCUGCAAAUGCAUGCAAUGUGGUAAAACGUUUACUCGUAGCUAUGAACUUAAGAUCCACAAAAAAAGACACACAGGCGAGAAACCAUAUAUGUGCAUGCAGUGCGGGAAAACCUUUACUCGUAGCUACGAACUUACUAUUCACAAAAGGAGACACAUGGGAGAGAAACCAUAUAAAUGCUUGCAGUGUGGGAAAACAUUUACUCGUAGCAAUGAACUUACUAUCCAUAAAAAGAUCCACACGGGAGAGAAACCAUAUAAAUGCAUGGAGUGUGGAAAAACUUUUGCUCGUAAUGGUCAACUUAGAAACCACAAAAACAUCCACACAGGGGAAAAACCAUUUAAAUGCAUGGAGUGUGGGAAAACCUUUACUCAAAGCACUGGACUUAGAAAACACAAAACCAUCCACACAGGGCAGAAACCAUAUAAAUGCAUGGAGUGUGGAAAGACCUUUGUUUAUAACAGUAGUCUUACUAACCACAAAAAGAUCCACACAGAGGAAGAACCAUUUAAAUGCAUGGAGUGUGGGAAAACCUUUACUCAUAGCAAUGUACUUAGAAACCACCAAAAGAUCCACACCGGGGAAAAACCUUUUAAAUGCAUGGAGUGUGGGAAAACCUUUACUCAAAAAGGUCAUCUUAUUUCCCAUAAGAUGAUCCACACAGGGGAGAAGCCAUAUAGAUGCAUGGAGUGUGGGAAGACCUUUGUUCAAUGUAGUCAUCUUGUUUCCCAUAAGAUGAUCCACACAGGGGAGAAGCCAUAUAGAUGCAUGGAGUGUGGGAAGACCUUUGUUCAUCAUCUUGUUUCCCAUAAGAUGAUCCACACAGGAGAGAAACCAUAUCAAUGCAUGCAGUGUGGUAAAAACUUUACUCGUAGCUAUGAACUUACUAUCCACAAAAAGAGACACACGGGAGAGAAGGCAUAUAAAUGCAUGCAAUGUGGGAAAACCUUCACUCGUAACAAUGAACUUACUGCCCACAAAAAGAUCCAUACAGGAGAGAAACCAUAUAAAUGCAUGCAGUGUGGGAAAAACUUUACUCGUAGCUCUGAACUUACCAUCCACAAAAAGAGACACAUGGGAGAGAAACUACAUAAAUGCAUGGAGUGUGGGAAAACCUUUAUUCGUAGCAAUGAACUUACUGCUCACAAAAAGAUCCACAUGGGAGAGAAACCAUAUAAAUGCAUGGAGUGUGGAAAAAUCUUUACUUGUAGUAAUGAACGUACUGCUCACAAAAAGAUUCACAUGGGAGAUAAACCAUAUAAAUGCAUGGAGUGUGGGAAAACCUUUACUCAUAGCAGUGUCCUUAGAAGCCACAAAAAGAUUCAUACUGGAGAGAAACCAUAUAAAUGCAUGGAAUGUGGAAAGACCUUUGCUCUGAACAAUAGACUUACUAUCCACAAAAAGAUCCAUACAGGGGAAAAGCCGUUUAAAUGCAUGGAGUGUGGAAAGACCUUUGCUCAGAAUGGUAAUCUCUCUUCUCAUAAAAGGAUCCACACUCGGGAGAAAGCAUGUAGCAAUAGAAAUUCCACUUCAGACUUAUAUCCCACUCCACAAAGUUUUAUAGCAGUCUUUGAGCAGUUUACAAAGUCAGCAUAUUAUACCCAGAAAUCUGGGUCAUCCUUUCACUGAACUGAGAAAAUUAAAAGACUGAAUGAACGAUGAGCCAGUCAGAUCGAAAUCAACUUUUCCUCCAUUUUGAAACUGGAUUUCUUUUUUCUUUUUCAUUCAGAGCCUUCAGUGGGCACAACAGCUGGGUC
This is a messenger RNA of Thamnophis sirtalis, 5103 nucleotides long. NCBI's taxonomy places the organism in Eukaryota, Metazoa, Chordata, Lepidosauria, Squamata, Natricidae. The record is from RefSeq and is a predicted model, not a curated record.